This is a messenger RNA of Penicillium concentricum, 741 nucleotides long. RefSeq lists its product as uncharacterized. Gene Ontology annotation, cellular component: nucleus. The transcript has 2 exons. Lineage: Eukaryota; Fungi; Ascomycota; Eurotiomycetes; Eurotiales; Aspergillaceae. The coding region runs from base 1 to 741 and encodes 246 amino acids. Gene Ontology annotation, molecular function: RNA polymerase II cis-regulatory region sequence-specific DNA binding; DNA-binding transcription factor activity, RNA polymerase II-specific. Gene Ontology annotation, biological process: regulation of transcription by RNA polymerase II. The record is from RefSeq and is a predicted model, not a curated record.
AUGGCGUGGUCAACACGUAACAACUCAACUAUCCCGGAGGCCGCAUUGCCGUGGUCCAAUGUCGAGUUGGAGAAUUGGAGUACCGAGUAUCUCCAUCUCAAACAGCCCGAAGCUCUUUUCAUUCCUCCUUCGUCUGGUUUAUCUAUCACCACGAGGAUGCCCACUGCUCGACCUCUUCCACACAACUAUCAGCUGCAGCUUCCCUCCACACAGUUCCCAUCCACACCGGUUGCCUUUGGGACUAUGCUCUCUCCUACUCCUUCGUCAUCAUACCUAGACACAGGCACCAUCAAGCAGCCCAUCAAUAACUACAGUCCAAGAUCUAUUCCAGCCCCAGCAAUCGGCAUUGUACCAGCACUCUCCCCAGCAAGCAACUAUGACGCUGGGUGUCCCAGUCCUUGGGAUGAUCUUCCCGUCUCAACUCCCAUAAUACAGGAGACACUUGAGUCGGAUGAGGCGAGCAAGGAGCUUAGCCGUACCAAAAGGACUUAUCGUUCCCGCCGCCGUGGAUCCAAAAUCAAGGACAGGGACAGCGAAAGUUACGGAACCUUCAAAUGCGAAUGGAAGGAUUGUCAAUAUGACCGUCUGUUCUCGCGCAAAGGAGUGCUUAUGCGGCACAUCGAGACUCAACAUGUCAAUCCACGGGCUUUCAAGUGUCCCAAUCCCAGGUGUAAUCAUGCUUCGAGUCGACGGGAGAAUUUGAAAGCGCAUAGACAAUCGGUUCACAAGGAAAUCUUGUAA